AUGGAGAAUGAUCCCGAUGCUUCACGAACAAUUCGAUUUUGUGAUGCGAUCGACGUCCGAGAAAUUCCGAACAAAGACGCGGACGUACAGUUGAUGUCGAAUGGAAGUCGAAAGAGUCCGUCACAACAAGCAAACGUAACUUGUUGUCCCAAGAUAUUCAAAACAAAACAGAAUAUUAUCAUCGGAAUAGUUCUGAUUUGCGUGAUUGCUGGAACUGUCGGUCGUAUUGUACUCAGCGAGGAAGAUGAGUAUUUAGUUACGUUUAAUGAAACGUGUGAACAUGGUUCGAGUCAAUGCGAUCGAAAUAAAGAUCUUUAUUGUAUUAAUAAGAAGUGUCAUUGUGAUUAUUCGAAAAAAUAUUGGGAUAUGAAGACUCAGAUAUGUGUUUCACGUCAGAAUUAUUCGCAAAUAUGUCAUUACAAUGAUUCGUGUAUGGCAACAUUGAUUUGUUCAAGCCAUUCUCAUCUAUGUAUUUGUGAUCAAAGACAAUAUUAUAAUUCAAUUCUCUCCCAAUGUGUUAAUCGAGCAUCUCUCGAUGAAUCAUGUCUACCAUCGAUGAAUUCAACAUGUCUUCUAUCACUUUCUUGUGACUCGGGCAAAUGCGUUUGUCCAAAUGGAAAAAGAUGGCUGCCGUCGAAGAAGAUUUGUGUAACUAGUGGAUAG
Messenger RNA from Adineta ricciae, 663 nucleotides. Lineage: Eukaryota; Metazoa; Rotifera; Eurotatoria; Adinetida; Adinetidae. The record is from the annotation of a GenBank genome assembly.